This is a messenger RNA of Cladophialophora immunda, 891 nucleotides long. RefSeq lists its product as uncharacterized. The coding region runs from base 1 to 891 and encodes 296 amino acids. The record is from RefSeq and is a predicted model, not a curated record. Lineage: Eukaryota; Fungi; Ascomycota; Eurotiomycetes; Chaetothyriales; Herpotrichiellaceae. The transcript has a single exon.
AUGACUCGGGACGAUCGGGUGGCCCCUACCUCAAGUAGCAUUCCCAGUCCGCUCGAAUACGGACCGGACCACGUCUUCAGCCCAGGUACGGGAACUUGGGCGGAUUGGUCUUCCACUACCACCCAGGGGAUCAACAGGACCGAGACCAUGGUGCAUACGGCCACCGCAGUUCACUGGCAAAAUAAUACUUGGGCUCUGUGGGGAGCGAGUAGCACUCCCAAGGAGCGCGGGACGAAAGUCCCUCCCACCACGACCUUUCCCAGUCAAAUACCUACACCAGACGUGGGCUCCAAUACCACCGAACACUGGACGAGUCACGCGCGACCCUCGAGUUCGACUCGUGCUCGGACCGGAGCCGGGGGGACUGAUCAGAGAAGCUCGGCCUGGAACGAUUGGACGAAGAGCGCUGUAUCCAUCACAGUCAUUCCUGCCCCCAGCAAGACACCGACACCGCAGUGGCGCACUACGACGACCGAAGCGUGGAUAGGGUGGACAACUCCAGAGUUCGUGUCCUCCACGCCGACGAUAACCCUUGUCAACUCGAUGAGCGCCACGGACACCCGCACAUCUCUGAGGGCCUCGGAGGGUCCUUCGAAGUCGGGGUGUGCAUGCCGGCCCCCCCAAAUCAAUACUACAAGCUCAGAUUCAUCUACCUGGAGGGAUUGGACGCCUGAAUUAGUGGCGUCAACCACUAACAGUGCCGCCCAAGUCUCCUCAGGCUUACCACACCCGGUGACCGUCCUUACGCCAACUCGCGGGAAUUAUAGCACGACUCUGACACCUUCCAUACCUGUCACAGGCUCAUCUAUCCCCGCCUUCGGCGAUGGAAAUAGGCCCAGAUUGGCCUUUUUCAACUACGUCAUCAUUGCAUUGUUGAUGCUGAUCGGGUAG